AUGGAUAACGUCGAGCCACCCGUGCCCUCGGUCUGUGGACUGCGAGCGGAGCCAAAAACUCUCUGCGACGCGUCGGGGGAGGAGGCUUCCUGCGACCUCAGGCCCCAGGGAGGCAAACGGUCGCGCGCACGCAAGCUUUGUCGACCGGCGUCUUUUUAUGCCUUUUUUUCUUGGAAUGCGCGAGGCUGCCGACUGCCAGGCUCUGCGAAGAAGGCAGGAGAGAGCGAGGGAGGGCAGCCUGAAUCCACGCGUGGUGGGGAUCGCACUGCGCCCUCGCGCCCGACUUUUCUCCCGUGUGUGAAGGCAAGGAAAGCGCGACGUGACGCAUGCGGCUAUGCUGUUGCCCAUUAUGGAAGAAAGCGAUACCCUUCGGCGCAGGGCUUCUCGGAGCCCGACAGGCGAGACGUCGCCUCGCAGCCCUGUGUUGUGGCGGCUCCGUGGCAGGCAGCCAACUCAGGGUCGCCGGUCGAUUCGGUCUUCUCCACUUCUUCGCUGUCUCCGUGUCCCGGUCCUUCUUCUGAGCUUUCCUCGACUUCUGCCUCGUUCUCUUCUUUGUCUUCUUCGUCGCCAUACGUCUCACACUUUGGCUCUCUUCUGUCUUCCUUUUCGACGCUCCCUCGCGCUUCGGCCUCACCCGCGUAUGCGACCUCUCCAGCGUCUUCCUCGGGUUCCUUCUCCUGUAGUCCACAGUCGACAUCUGAAGGCUCGCCGUUUGACACACUUGGCGAGCUGUCUUUUGUCUCUUCGUCUCGCGGGACUCGCCCCUCGUCCGAGCUCGGAAGACGGCGGCGGGGAGCUCCCCACUCUGCGCCGCGCGGGCAGGCUGCCUGCACAGCGCCCGCUGCGCCUCCUUUGAGGUCUUCGAGGUCGUUCUCUUCGCCGUUCCCGCCUUGCGCCAGCGUGCGGGAAGACGUUGUGCGAAGGCCGCACGCCUGCCCCCGCCCCCGCCCCCGCCCCGCUGGUCGCUCACAGGACUCCACAGCGUUUCAAACUUCUGUUCAGGCGCACACGCGGGAGGGAGCGCGUGGCGCGGAAGUCGUUCGGGGCGACCUCGCCGCCGCACCUGUUCGAGCGACGGAUGGGGGGUGCCAAGCCGCGGGCCGGAGGGGCGCGAGGGUGUCUCCGCGUCUGCGGAGACAUUCGGCUCCAAGCGCCGGCCGGAGUGAGUCCGCGGGCGCCCCCCGCAGAUCUCCUGCAGUUUCAGUCUUUCCCGGCUGCGCCUUUCCCGCAGAAGCAGAGCCUGGCGGACUCUUGACAGGGGGUGCCGGCGCGUGGCGACUCGUUGCGCGGAGGAGACUUCAUCGCAGUUGCGGCUCGCGGGCUCCAGUGCAGCCGCGGGCGAACUCAGAAAGCGUCCGUGUACUUGGUGAGACUCCCCAGCGCAACUGGGGCAUCCCCGACUGUCCGUACCAUUGCUCCGCUUCUACCUUGCACUCCGCGCCUGCCUCACACAGCUGCUCACCCAGACGUCUGGCCUCUGUGUCUCCUCGCCCCUCCACACAGUCCGGCGCCUUGUCUGCUCUUUCUCGGCCUCCCUCGUCUGUCUCUCUUCGGACUCGCUCCUGCUCGAGAGAGUCACGUUGCCCGCCGCCAGCGGCGCUGCCUCCGCGGCGCCGGACGCGGCCGGCGCGAUGUGGCUCAGAGCUCCAGGCGGGGAGCGUUUCUCCGCUCUUCACAUCUCUGGCGGUGCAUGCCACGGAUAUGCACAGGAGUAGCAGCAGCGAAGACGGGGCGGGCGACCUGCGGCGCGCGUUUCAGAGAGCUCGCGCCGGGCGCAGUGCGUCGGCGCUGAUUAUUCGCAACGACAGGGUCCCGUACUCUGCGUCCACGAGUCUGGACCAGCGAAACGCGCGACACAACAACGGCAUCACGUCGCUCUGGCUGCCUGCAGCCGGCCGCAGCGAGCUGUCUGCAGCGGACUUUGGCGAGCCGCAAGUCAGAGUGACGCCGCCAUCGGCGCACUCCGAACAGGAGGCGCCUGGCGGCUGUGCGGUGUUGGGAUCGAGGUACCCGGGUUUCUACGAGGACGACGAGGACGACGACGUCAUGUUUGUCCCCCGCCCCGACGCGGUUUUCCUGGCGAGCAGAGACUCAGAGGUCGCGAGAGGACAGGCCCUCCUGCUGCACCAAGAGCUCGGCUUUCGACUCGACGACUCGCCGCGGCGUCUCGUGCCGAAGCCGAAAGCCAAGGAGAAACCGAGUAUGUCGGGGAAGCUGAAGAGCUUCUUCAACUUUUCAAUCAAGGGGGGAAGCGACCGCGCAGGGUUGCGAGCCAGAAAAGGCACGUCAGACACCUUGGGAUCUCUUAGCUCCGGAGUCUACUCCAGCAGCGCCGUGGACGACGGACACGUUUCGACGGAGGGGUCGCACAGCUACAUGCGGCGCGACUCCGAUGAGGACGGACUCGGCCUGGCGAUGGGACUCUCGAUGCAGAGCUGCAUCUCCAUCAGCGACGACGACGACGACGGCAGCGAGCCGACGACCAGGGACGCCGACAACGCCCUGAGUCUGCGCGACGCAAGGUCUCUGCGGGGAGACAAUAAACAGCUGCUGGGGGACUCUGUCUCCUCGACGAGAAGCAGCCUCCGCAUCGGCCGCGUGGACACUACCGACGGGGAGGCGGCGCGCACGCCCACGAGUGAGGCUUCACGGGGCAGUCCAAGGCGCAGGCCAGUCAAAACAGAAACCAAACGUGAAGAUGACGAAGGGGACUGUCUGUGCUGCUGUUGCUGCUGCUGCGAACCCGACGCCGAAGAGGGCAGGGAAACCAUCAAAGUCGAGCGGAAGGGCCGGAGGGGAGACGAGAGUCGGCGGUCGCUCAGGAGACACCGCUCGCGCCGGAAGACGGGCUCCAGUUCCUCAGGUCUCAGGACGCGAGAGAAGAGCAGCACGUCAACGAAGCGCUAG
Messenger RNA from Besnoitia besnoiti, 2907 nucleotides. RefSeq lists its product as uncharacterized. Bases 1 to 2907 code for a protein of 968 amino acids. NCBI's taxonomy places the organism in Eukaryota, Apicomplexa, Conoidasida, Eucoccidiorida, Sarcocystidae. The transcript has a single exon. The record is from RefSeq and is a predicted model, not a curated record.